AUGACAAGCUUAAAGAGCUUACAGAAUAUGCGUCAUGCUUUCACUUGGAAUAUGCUGAUAGCAUACGCUCUCAUUGCCACUAGUGUCUUUAGCUAUGGCUUUGACGACGCUGUUUACUCGACUAUCCAGACCAUGGAUUCUUUCGAGAAACAGUUCGGCACCUACGAUAACUCUACUGGGGAAUACGGGUUCAGUACCCAGCAUUUGGCCUUCCUUAAUUCCCUCGGUCUGCCUGCGAAAGCGGCUGGCACAUUUAUCGGAUGGGCAAUUGGAGAGUACUACGGACGUCGAGCCUGCUUCAUCGGCAUGCAGCUGAUGUGCAUCGUUGGUAUCUCAGUCAGCUACAGCGCGACGACUUUCGGUCAGAUCCUGGCCGGACGGAUGAUAGUGCAGUGUUUCAUUGGCUGGGAGGACUGGCUUGUGCCCAUGUUCCUCGCUGAGAUCAGUCCUAGUGUGGUACGUGGGGCGACGGUGGUGAUAUACGUCUUUGCCCACAUGUUUGGCUCAUUUAUUUGUGCUAUCAUCACGUAUGAAACGGCCAAGUUAGAGGGAAACGUUGCUUGGAAAAUCCCGAUCGGUGUGAUGUGGGCGUUUCCCUGCUUCAAUCUGCUCUGUAGUUGGCUGGUGCCAGAAAGCCCUCGGUGGCUUGUCCGAAAGAACAAAAUCCAGGCGGCGACGAAACAGCUCGAAUAUCUGAACAAGGGGAAGGAUAUAGAUGUUGCUGAUGAAGUGGCUUUCUUGCAGGCGUCUGUAGAGGCAAACGCACAGACGAAAGGUUCCUGGGCUGAACUACUCCAGGGGACCAAUCGAAGAAGGACAAUGAUUGCAGUCAUGACCGCGGCUUUCAACCAACUGACCGGACAAGCCUUCGUCAGUCAGUAUGGCAGUCUGUUCGUCAAAUCCCUAAAUGUCAUGAACCCGUUCGCCUUCACGCUAUUAUCCCGGGGCAUCUCGACCAUGGGUCCUCUAGUUACCUUCUCCUUAGUUGACACCACUGGAAGACGACCCAUAUACCUGAUUGGCGGUACCAUGACCACCGCCCUGCUCAUGACUUGUGGUGGACUAGGGACAGGCACCAUAACCGAUGGCAAAAAGCGUGGAGUUUGCGGGGUGCUCAUGAUGUACGGGCUGUUCUACAUCAUGUCAUUCGGGUCUAUUUCCGUGAUUACAGGCGCAGAAACACCCCACCUCCGACUCCGCGAUAAGACCUCGGUUGUUGCCUGGCUUAUCCGCAUUGUAUGCGACUUUGCAGUCUCCUACUCUCUUCCGUACCUACUCAAGGCCCCGUAUGCCGAUCUUCAGUCCAAGGUUGGCUUUAUCUAUGGAUCCCUUGCAGCCCUGGGAGUGGUUUGCGGAUACUUCUUCCUUCCCGAACUCACAGGACGCUCCCUGGAGGAGCUGGAAGAGAUGUGGCAGCGGCGCAUCCCUGCGCGAAAGUUCGCUGACUGGGACUCAGACCGCACCGGAAGUAUUGAAGCAAAAGAGGGCGGAACAGAGGAGGAUGCUGAGAAGGCCAAAGGAGGACUGUCUCAGGUAUAUGUACAAAAGCUGUAA
Molecule: messenger RNA, 1554 nt
Organism: Aspergillus niger
Lineage: Eukaryota; Fungi; Ascomycota; Eurotiomycetes; Eurotiales; Aspergillaceae
Exons: 5
Coding region: 1-1554 (517 amino acids)
Biological process (GO): transmembrane transport; carbohydrate transport
Cellular component (GO): membrane
Molecular function (GO): carbohydrate:proton symporter activity
Source: RefSeq, a predicted model, not a curated record